GGCCCGCGCGCUCCGGGCCACCCCGCUUCCCUCCAGCAGUCAACAGAUCCGCGCGAGCCGGGCGGCCCCGGGAGCAGGACGGGCGCCCCGUGCGCCUCGGAUCGCGCCCCCGCGCCGCGCCCCGCCCCGCCCCUGCGCGCCCCGCCCCGCGCGCCCCUCCCCGCCCCUCUCCCGGGCCGCCGAGGGGCCGGGCCGGGACUGCGCGCUCGCCUGCCGCGCUCUGGGCCGCCGGAGAGAGCGGCCGGACCUCGCGCCCUGCGCGCCCCGCGCCCAACCGCCGCCGGCUUUUGUUGUCUCCGCCUCCCCUGCCGCCGGCGCCUCCGGACCGCGAGCCGAGUGCGCCGGGACCUUGGCUCUGCCCUUCGCGGGCGGGGGCUGCACGGGCCCGGCCGGGGGCGCCGCCGGCCCCGCCAUGGAGCUCCGGGCCCGAGGCUGGUGGCUGCUGUGCGUGGCCGUCGCACUGGCCGCCUGCGCCCACGGGGACCCUGCCAGCAAGAGUCGGAGCUGCGGCGAAGUCCGCCACAUCUACGGGACCAAGGGCUUCAGCCUGAGCGACGUGCCCCAGGCGGAGAUCUCGGGUGAGCACCUGCGGAUCUGCCCCCAGGGCUACACCUGCUGCACCAGCGAGAUGGAGGAGAACCUGGCCAACCGCAGCCGGGCCGAGCUGGAGACGGCGCUCCUGGACAGCGGCCGGGCCCUGCAGGCCACGCUGGCCACCCAGCUGCGGGGCUUUGACGAUCACUUCCAGCGCCUGCUGAACGACUCGGAGCGGGCGCUGCAGGAGACCUUCCCGGGCGCCUUCGGGGAGCUGUACGUGCAGAACGCCAAGGCCUUCCGCGACCUGUACGCCGAGCUGCGCCUCUACUACCGCGGCGCCAACCUGCACCUGGAGGAGACGCUGGCCGAGUUCUGGGCCCGCCUGCUCGAGCGCCUCUUCCGGCAGCUGCACCCGCAGCUGCUGCUGCCCGACGACUACCUGGACUGCCUGGGCAAGCAGGCCGAGCCGCUGCGGCCCUUCGGGGAGGCCCCCCGCGAGCUGCGCCUGCGCGCCACCCGGGCCUUCGUGGCGGCGCGCGCCUUCGUGCAGGGCCUGGGCGUGGCUAGCGACGUGGUCCGGAAGGUGGCCCAGGUGCCCCUGAGCCCGGAGUGCUCACGGGCCGUCAUGAAGCUGGUGUACUGUGCCCACUGCCUGGGGGUGCCUGGCGCCCGGCCCUGCCCCGACUACUGCCGCAACGUGCUCAAGGGCUGCCUGGCCAACCAGGCUGACCUGGACGCCGAGUGGAGGAACCUUCUGGACUCCAUGGUGCUCAUCACAGACAAGUUCUGGGGCCCGACGGGCGCAGAGAGCGUCAUCGGCGGCGUGCACUUGUGGCUGGCAGAGGCCAUCAGCGCCCUACAGGACAACAGCGACACCCUCACAGCCAAGGUCAUCCAGGGCUGCGGGAACCCCAAGGUGAACCCCCAGGGCCCCGAGCCCGAGGAGAAGCGGCGCCGGGGCAAGCUGGCGCUGCCGGAGAAGCCACCCGCGGGCACGCUUCAGAAGCUGGUCUCCGAGGCCAAGGCCCAGCUCCGAGAUGCCCAGGACUUCUGGAUCAGCCUCCCGGGGACGCUGUGCAGUGAGAAGUUGGCCAUGAGCGCGGCCAGCGAUGACCGCUGCUGGAAUGGGGUGGCCAAGGGUCGGUACCUGCCCGAGGUGAUGGGCGACGGCCUGGCCAACCAGAUCAACAACCCCGAGGUGGAGGUGGACAUCACCAAGCCCGACAUGGCCAUCCGCCAGCAGAUCAUGCAGCUGAAGAUCACGACCAACCGUCUGCGCGGCGCCUACAACGGCAACGACGUGGACUUCCAGGACGCCAGUGAUGACGGCAGCGGGUCAGGCAGCGGCGAGGGCUGCCCCGACGACGAGUGUGGCCGGAGGGUCGGCAGGAAGAGCUCCAGCUCCCGGACGCCCCUGAGCCACGCCCUGCCCGGCCUCUCCGAGCGAGAGGGUCAGAAGGCGUCGGCCACGGGCCGCCCGCAGCCCUGCACACGCCUCCUGCUGCUCUCCGGCCUCCCGCUGGUGCUCUCAGCAGCCAGGCCCCGGUGGCGGUAACUGCCCGGCCCCAGGGCCCGAGGCCAAGGACUGACUUUGCCAAAACCAGACGGUACAGGAAGGGUCAGCGAGGAACCGCGGCCGUGACUGUGCUGGGGGCCGGGCGAGGGGCUGUGCCAGCCACCCUGGCUUUUAGUUUUGUAUGAGGCCCUCAGGUCAGCAGGGAACGGCGUCCCCAAAAGCCAUGCAUUUCAGGGACCUCGGGGAUGCCAGUGCCGUCUCUCGCCCCCAGCUCCUGCGCCAUCACGGCAGUACCAGGGCCUGCGAGGAGGCGGCCCGAGCAGAGUCCCGCCGGAGCGCGAGCCGCGCCUUCAUCUCCCGCCUGCCCCGCCGAGCACCGGGGCCUCCAGGUGUCUGAAAGUCAGGCCCACCCCCAGCGCCCAAGAAUCCCUGAGAGGGCGUCGGAGUUCCCGCCGUCUAGGGUCUAACGGGGCCUUUGAGAUCACGCAUGAACCUUGCCCCACCCCCCCACCAGAGCCACCUCUCAGCUGCGUCUGUGCGGGGCUGGGCCGCGGCUCCUGCCCAUCCACAGGGGACUUCGGGCUGUGCGGACGCGCCACCUGCCGUCGUCCUGCCCCCUGUCUCCACCCAGACCCAGGGCCAGUCCCAGCUCAGGGCGACACAGGCCAGGGCUGCAGGUGACCCCUGGCUGUCACCUGGCCACAGAGAUGCUGGGUGGCUGGUGAAACUUCAGCUCAGGGCCAGCGAGACCCGGCUCUGCAGGCUGGAGGGACAUCCCUUCCCUGACCCCGCCAGCUGCAGGGCCCGGGGAGCUUUGACAGUUAAGGGCUUUUCCAGCCGUGCGUACUCUGCAAGCGCUUCCCGUCCUCUCACCUAGAGCUGCUUUCUCAGCUCAUCCCCAAAUGCUUUUGAAGGUCCCGGGCGACCUUCCGUGGCCCUGGGAUCUGGGCGCACCCCCGCUCACUCAGGCUGUCCAGGCCCCUCCGUAGACCUGUGGGCCCACCCUCCUGGGCCCUACCCUCUGCAGGGCCUGGGGAGGGGCUGGCGACAGAGGGAGCCGGGCACAGGAGGGUGGUCCUUGAGGGUCUGGGGGAUAUUAAGCCACCAUGACCAGGGAGAGUGGUCCUCACCAGCCCCCGGGCCCUGAGAAGGCUGCUUCGCGCUGCUUUGCUUUUCCUCACGGGGCUGGGGGGCCCCUGGCCACUGGUUAGGGCUUCUGGGGUGUGUGGGGUCCUGCACUCCGCCGGCAGCCCAGCCUCACAGGCACACCCACCCCAUCGUAACCCUGUCGUGCCUGGGCAGGGGGCUGGGCCUGGGGCCUCCUUCCCUGCGAGUGAGGGCUAGCUGAACUCUCAGGGGCUCUGGGGCAGUGACCACCCGUGUGCCAGGACGGCCCCAGAGCGGCCUGCAUUCCGGCCCUGCCCUACAUGUGUCUCUGGAAGGGGCGGCCCUGCCACGGGCACUGGCCAGGCGGCAGCCAGGCCUGCCGUCUCCUUGUGCUGCACGGUGUCAGCAGGUGACGUGUGUUCUUUGAGUCCUCGUAUGAAUAAAAGGCUGGAGACCGCG
Molecule: messenger RNA, 3619 nt
Organism: Aethalodelphis obliquidens (Pacific white-sided dolphin)
Lineage: Eukaryota; Metazoa; Chordata; Mammalia; Artiodactyla; Delphinidae
Gene: GPC1
Product: glypican 1
Exons: 9
Coding region: 413-2092 (559 amino acids)
Biological process (GO): regulation of protein localization to membrane; cell migration; negative regulation of fibroblast growth factor receptor signaling pathway
Cellular component (GO): cell surface; extracellular region; synapse
Molecular function (GO): fibroblast growth factor binding
Source: RefSeq, a predicted model, not a curated record